AUGUCUUCUCGACCUUCUCGAACGAGUGCCACCGCGUCUGUGCGCCUUGCUACAAUGCGGGACCGCGACACGCCGGCGGACCGACGGGAGAGGGCGCAAGCCCAGCAAAAACGAAAGGCGGCGAACACGAAGGAACAAGCGACGGCGACUCGACGUCGCUGUCGGUGUGAGCCAAAUCAACGCAGCGAAGAAGCAAGACGCUUUGCAACGCCACAAAGCCGAAAAGGAGCAGAAGGAGAAGUACGUGCAAGUGUGAUCUCUUAACUCUACUGUAUAUUUUCUUGAAUGUAGGUGAACUGAGGCCUCGCCCGUCCUUGUUUCCAGUGCACCCCCAGCAGCCCCUGCACACGCGUCCAGGCUUGCGGUGAUACGCACCUCUUCUCUUCACACCGUUCAUGCAGAUACCACACGUCAGCUUUUCCGUGCACAGCAGGCUUCUGUUGAGCCAUACAGUGACGAAGAUAGCGGCGACGAGGACUCCUAUAUCGAUCCUGCUAUAAAGGACCUUGUGUUGGGUGGACAAGCCGAGGACCCCUGUGACUUUUCGGACAACGGUCAGGACGAGGCAGACUCGGACGAGGGCGAAGACUUAGUCGGACCCACGGUUGUGGAUGGCGCCGAUGGGGCCGCAACUGUCGCCAUUGUCAACAAGGUAGCGAGCAGCAUCAUGGACGAUGAUGACGAAAGCGUCAUUCCAGGCGUAGUGAGUAGCAUUCAAGCAGGUUUCGGUACUUGCGUGCAGGCAUUCAAUGGGUCGUAUCAACACUUGCAGACGCCCCAGCCCAAGGCUCAGGCUCUACAGUCCUCAAUCGCCGGACAAGCUUUAAGACGCAAUCCACCGCAAGGUAGGGUUGCCAGUCGUACACCAGGCUCGUCUUCGUCGUUUGCGAGAUCGUCGCCCCUGGUCAAAAGGAACCUCGAUGUCAAUGCCCCUACGACGGGGCGCACAACCGCAAGCCAAUAGAUCAAGAGACUUUGGAUUCAAAGCCCAACCACCGACAAGCAUCCGACUUGACUCUAGAUCAGAAGAUGGUCGCUGGCGCCUGGUUUCAAACUAUUUUCAUGCAGAAUAUUCUCGACGGCCAAUGCCUGUGGCGAACAAAGAGAUCGCUUUACGCCCAGUCUCAGCCCGCACCUUCCCCGAGACUCUUACCGAUCAUCGGUACUCGAGCAAUGCGCCGGUCUUCCACAUCAUUGGCACCGACGUCCUCGCCUAGCGUGUACGUGACUGUUCGUCACCUAACCCUUCUGAAGCCGCACUAAUAAACUUUCUGAACUUUGUCAGUCUUUUGGGAAUUUCAAGAAGACUUUGCACAAAAAUCGCGCGGCCCGGAUCAAGGCAGUUAUCACCGAGGCGGAGGAGGCCCGAGUGCGCCAUGCUGCCUGGGUCAAGUGGCGCGCCAACCAACUCAAGCUCGAGCCCGUCGACGUCAUGGGAGUGUGGGGCAACGUGCUACCCGGCGAGGAUUGCGAGGACCCCGUGCUUCAGGAGAGCAUCCGCGAACUGGUGCCCGCAGAUGUUGGCGAUGCAUGGAAAGCGCACAAGGGGUACUCGAAGCUUCCCCAGGGUCCGUUGACGCUUCUGGUGCAAUGGAGGGCGGUCCUGCUGGGUGGAUUCCGAAGGGAGUCGGACAAGGAGGGAGGGGGUAGCGUGGCCAUGGUGACGGAGUGGCGCAGCCGCAUUUUCGACUACGAUCAGAUCCUCGCCCACUUUCUGCGUCUCGGAAUCGACAUCGCCAUUCAGAAGCAGUCGUCGCGCCUGGACGCUUGGACUGCUCGUAGAGCGGAAGGAUCACCUCGGACACAAGGCGCGACGACUGCUUCUGAAUGGCGAUGUCGAUUCCGAGACGCAGAAAGUGGGCGAGGAUCUGAUCGUAGUCGAAAAUGCGGCUGCGCCACUCCGUCACCAUGGCCACGCUACCCCCUCCCUCCUUGUCUGACUCCCUUCGGAAUCCACCCAGCAGGACCGCCCUCCAUUGCACCAGAAGCGUCAACGGACCCUGGGGAAGCUUCGAGUACCCCUUGUGCGCUUUCCAUGCAUCGCCAAAGCUCGUAGCGGAGGUCUACAACGAAAACGCUGAGAGGCCUAUCGAGUGGUCAUCGAAGAUCGCCGACCUUGUGCGGCAUUCUUCCCCGGCUACGGUGAUACCUUGCCAGCGCUGACAACACCUGUGUUUCCUUCAAGCAGAUCGUUUCGAAGAAUCUGGGAGUCUUGA
Messenger RNA from Microbotryum saponariae, 2216 nucleotides. NCBI's taxonomy places the organism in Eukaryota, Fungi, Basidiomycota, Microbotryomycetes, Microbotryales, Microbotryaceae. The record is from the annotation of a GenBank genome assembly.